CAGACGGCGCCGCUCGGCGGGGCGGCCGCUACCACUGACACGCCGGGGGAGGGGGGGUCCCUGCAGCACUUCCGGCGGCUCCACGCCCUUCCAGGCCCCGUAGCCCAGGUCCCGGGAGUACCCCAGCCCUCCCAGGUCUCCACAGCCCAGUCCUCAAGGAGCACCCAGCCCUGCCAGACCCCCCCAGCCCAAUCCCUGGAAGCUCCCCAGCCCUGCCAGGUCCCCCCAUCCUGGGAGCGCCCCAGCCCUGCCAGGUACCCCCAUCCCAGGAGCGCCCCAGCCCUGCCAGGUCCCCACAGCCCAGUCCCCAAGGAGCACCCCAGCCCUGCUAGGUCCCCCCAGCCCAAUCCUUGGAAGCUCCCCAGCCCUGCCAGGUCCCCCCAUCCCGGGAGCACCCCAGCCCUGCCAGGUCCCCCCAGCCCAAUCCCUGGAAGCUCCCCAGCCCUGCCAGGUACCCCCAGUCCAGUCCCUGGGAGCUCCCCAGCCCUGCCACAUUCCCCCAUCCCAGUCCCCAGGGAGCGUCCCAGCCCUGUCAGGUCCCCAGGGAGCACUCCAGCACCACCAGGUCCCCCCAAUCCCAGUACCUGAGAAGCCCCCCCAGCCCUGCCAGGUCCCCCCAUCUUGGUCCCCAGCGAGCGCCCCAGCUCUGCCAGGGCCCCGGGAGUGUGUGCGUCCCAAGAUCAGAAUGCUCAGCAGCUUGGGCCCUUGGGCACUGUGCCCGGGGCAGUGGUGCUCUGGCCUCCCUCUGGCUCUUGCUCUUCUUCCCCAGAUGAGGAGGGUGAGGAAGAGGAGGAGCAGGAUGAUGACCCUGAUGGCACCUACGACCUCAUGUCGCGGCUGGUUCGCAACCAGAUGCCCUAUUUCAUCUGGACUAACCGGCGAGAUGCAAUCGACUGCCGCUUCCUGCGCAAGGAGCAGGUGAUGAACCACUACGCCAAGGCGGGCUCCUUCACCACCAAGGUGGGGCUGUGUGUGAACCUGCGGAACCUGCCUUGGUUCGACCAGGCCGAUGCCGACACCUUCUUCCCCCGCUGCUACCGGCUGGGUGCUGAGGAUGAGAAGCAUGCCUUCAUCGAGGAUUUCUGGCUCACUGCUGCCCGGAGCAUCCUCAAAGUGGUGGUGAAAAGGUACUGGAGCUCAGCUGCCCGUGGGGCUGGGGCCGCGGCGGCUCCCGGUGCACAGGGGCCCAUGAAGGCCGGCGAGUCCGCAGAGUCCCCGAGAGGGACUGGCAGGAAGAAGGGCAGCCCCCUGCCACCGCAGCUCAUCGAGACGGCCCUGCAGGCCUGUGAGGAGCACCUGAGCAGCCUGACGCACCAGGAUAUCGACAGGGAGCCCGAGUCCCCUCUGUGCAUGAUGGGGGCCCGCCGGGGGGACUUCCUGCACGCCUACUACCAAGUGAUUCACGAAGGGGCACUCCUGGACCAGCUGGGCUCCCAUGUUGAACGGUGCGAGCACGUUCUGCAGCGCCUGGCCGAGGUGCUCCCACAGCUGGAGAUGGAGGGGGACUGCAAUAUCUGGAUUGUGAAGCCAGGUGCCAAGUCACGGGGCAGAGGAAUCAUCUGCAUGGACCGCCUGGAGGAGAUGCUGAAGCUGGUGGAUUGUGACCCUAUGAUUGUGAAGGAUGGCAAGUGGGUGGUGCAGAAAUACAUCGAGAGACCCCUGCUCAUCCAUGGCACCAAGUUCGACCUGCGGCAAUGGUUCCUGGUGACGGACUGGAACCCACUCACCAUCUGGUUCUACCGAGACAGCUACCUCCGCUUCUGCACGCAGCCCUUCUCCCUGCACAACCUGGCCACUUCCAUCCACCUGUGCAAUAACUCCAUCCAGCGGCACUACGAGAACUCGCUGAGCCGCCACCCCCAGCUGCCCCCGGAGAACAUGUGGUCAUCGCAGCAGUUCCAGGCCCACCUGCAGCAGGCGGGGGCGGAAGGCGCCUGGCAAGAGGUGAUUGUCCCAGGCAUGAAGGCAGCCAUCAUCCACACCAUGCAGACCUCCCAGGAUGUGGUGGAGUUCCGCAAGGGCAGCUUUGAGCUAUACGGGGCAGACUUCAUGUUUGGGGAGAACUGCCAGCCCUGGCUGAUUGAGAUCAACGCCAGCCCCACCAUGGCGCCAUCCACGGCUGUGACCAGCCGGCUGUGCGCCAGCGUUCAGGAGGACACGCUCCGUGUGGUCAUUGACCACAAGCAUGACCGCAGCUGCCACACGGGGGCCUUUGAGCUCAUCUACAAGCAGGUGGCUGUCGACGUGCCCCAAUACGUAGGCAUAAGCCUUUUGGUGGAGGGAUCCACUGUCAAAAAACCACGGCCUCCAAACCACAGACUUUCCCCCAGUGCCAGCCCCAGCGUGCCCAGCUGCCCGCAGCACUCCCCUCGUGGGCCCAGGCCCUUGGUGCCAGUCAGCGGCAAGGAGAACAGAGCCAGGGAGCUGGGGGCCACCAACAGGGCCUCUGCUGCAGCUGGCACCCGCCUGAAGCUGCCCAGCAAGGUGCGAGCAGAGCCAGGCAAGAAGAGGCUGCUGGAGCUGCACAGCACAGCCAUCUCCCCACUGGGGGACAAGCUGGUGCCGCUGGGCCAGCCCAGGCUCUGUCCCAAGUGCAGCUCCCAGGUGCCAGGCCCCAACCCCAGGGCACCCCCACAGCUCCAGCUCAGCAAGGCCAAUGGCCCGAAGGGGCAGCUGCACAUGCGGGACUUGCGCACCUUCCAGCUGGGCUGUGGGCACGCGGCUGCCCCUACUCGCCCCCCUGCCUGCUCUCCAGGGAAACCCAGUGUGCCAGAGCGCCAGUGGGGACAUGCUCAGGCUGCGCUGCGGGGGCGGCCCCCAGCCCCUCCUGCCAGGCCUGGCCAGCAGUGCGCCAGGGGCUGGCUACACAGGGCCCCCCACCCAGCCUCUGCCCCUGAGCUCGGGGCCUUGUACACGGCCGCGGGCAGGAGAAGGAAGCAGAAAAGAGACAGGAUGUGCAGGUGAUGGAGGGAGCUGCCCCUGGGGCUGCUGGCAGCAGCGAGGGAGUCAUGUCAGGGGCUGGUGCCCUCCAAUAAAGGGAUCAAGAGAAGGAGCUGGAGUUCGUGAUGUGGGCAGGAAAUGCAGCCUGGCACUGCCUUCACCCAAGGGGCGGCUGGCAGGGCUAGGGCCUGGGGGAGGGGUCCCUGGGGCCAGCUGCAGGCAGCACAGGUCCCACAUCUCAAAUCAGCCCCAGCCCAGGGGAGAGCCCCCUUUCCCCUUGCCUUUGGCACACAGGGUUGCUGCUUGGUUUCCCUGGCCUGUCUCCCCUUCCCAGCUCCAGAGCUAGUGCAGCACUCUCCCCUGUGCUGGGGGGCGGAGGGCAGAGCUGGGCACCACCCUGGACAGAGGGCUGGGAGCUAGGCACUACCCUGGGCUGGGUUAUGGCAUGGAGCUAGCACUGCCCUGGCAGAGGCAGUGAACAGGCCCUGAGGCGACAGGCUCCAGGGCAUAGGAUAGGGAGGAAGGCCUGUGGUCCAGCUGAACAGGGCUAGGCCCUGGUGUGGGGUGGGGUGGGGGAGACACGGACUGGCCAGACCCAGCCAGUGCCCCGCAGUUUGGGCCUUGCCCCUGCCUAUUUCUCUUUCCUUCCCAGCCCCCCCGAGAUGCACAGGCUCCCAGGCCUCUGCUGCCGUGCUGGAAACCCCUGGGUGGGUUUGCACCUGCUCAGUGGCUGGCCCCACCCUGGCAGCAAGGUAGCCACGUCCAGCAGUGAACCCGAGUGUUCAGGGCAUGGCCCUCUGCCCUCCUCACCUGUUCUGAGGCCAGGAGGACUGGCCUCAGCUGGGGCCCCACAGCAGCAAGGGGCACUAGGAGUUGUCCCAUUCUGUUGGACUGGGCCUGUGAAACCAUCCUGUGGGGGACUGGGAGCACGUCUGAGGGCACCUGGCACUGCAGAAGGCAGAGGAGCCCCCCCCAGCAACCCCACCCAGAGAGUGGAGAGGGAGCAGGGCUGAGAAGGAGCAGAGUGGGGGGAGGAUGCCGAGACUAUGGCGUAAGCAGCCGGGGUGGGCUGGAUGUGGUUUCCAUCAUAUCCAGGGUUUGCCGUUUGGCUCCACAGGUCAGGGCCCCUGCAAGCAGCCAGCCUGACACUGGUGGGAGGGGAACAUGGUACAUCACAGCAUGGAGUGCAGUGGAGACAGGCCAGGACCUGCCCCGCUCCCUUCACUGCAAGCUGCUCCCUAAGGCAGUUCACCCUGCCCCCCAUGAGCAACCCCUUGUUUUCACUGCAUUGGGACCAGCUGCAGGCUGGGCUCUCUGCCCCCAUGCUGGACCAGACCGCUUCACAACACUGCAGUGAGGCAGUGGGAACGCAGAGCACAGGACUCACACACCCUGAGCACACCCCAGGCUGUUCGGAGGGGCCACCCUACCAGACCCUGUGUGUUCAGCUUCCCUUUGUCUCAGUGGGCUGCAGCGCCCUCACCUCAGUGGCACAGACUCUGCCAGUGCCCCCAGGCCAGGGCUGAGCCCCCAAACUGCCCACUAGGCACUCGGGGCUGCAGCUCACCUCUUUGGUGCACUCCAGCAAGAGCAGCCAGCCAACAGUUCCAAACCCACUCACUCUUAGCUACCCCCAAAAUAAAACCCUGCCCCGAGCCCCUGCCUCAUUCCCCACCCUUCUGGAGUGGCCAAGACCUCCUGCAGCUCCUGCCUGCUGUGAAUCAU
Gopherus evgoodei (Goodes thornscrub tortoise) is the source of this 4665-nucleotide messenger RNA. Its product is annotated as tubulin monoglycylase TTLL3-like. The coding region runs from base 829 to 2964 and encodes 711 amino acids. Gene Ontology annotation, cellular component: cilium. The record is from RefSeq and is a predicted model, not a curated record. The transcript is spliced from 10 exons. Lineage: Eukaryota; Metazoa; Chordata; Testudines; Testudinidae. Gene Ontology annotation, biological process: cilium movement; protein polyglycylation; cilium assembly. Gene Ontology annotation, molecular function: protein-glycine ligase activity, initiating.